AUGGGACUCAGCUGCUUCAAGUCCUGGAAACAUGACAGUACAGGCCACAAAGGUAACAGAGACGUGUUGGCCAGCCCAGGCUCGUACUUCUUCCUGUCUAACAGCGCCGGUCAGGGUGACGAGUGGCUCAAGAGCCUCAACAAGGGAGUCUGGAUCCCUUUCACAGGGGUGUUUGGUCAGCGCCUGGAGGAGACAGUGCUGUAUGAGCGCCGUUAUGGGGUGCGUUUAGUUCCUCUGGUGGUGGAGCAGUGUGUGAACUUCAUCCGGGAGCGUGGCCUGCAAGAAGUGGGCUUGUUUUGCCAGCCGGGACAGGCCAGUCUGAUGAAAGAGCUGCAGGAGGCGUUUGAUGCAGGGGAGAGGCCGUCCUUCGACAGUGGCACAGACGUCCACACGGUGGCGUCGCUGCUGAAGCUCUACCUCAGACAGCUGCCGGAGCCCCUGGUUCCUUACCGACGCUACCAGGACUUCCUGCUCUGUGCUCAGAAGCUGUCGAGUGACCGCACACUGGUUUUGGGGGAGUUGAGGAAUCUUCUUCAUGAGUUGCCAGUUGCAAACUUCAACCUGCUCAGCUUUAUCUGCCAGUUUCUAAAUGAGGUCCAGAGUCACUCAGGCAGUAACAAGAUGAGCGGCCAGAACUUGGCCACUGUGUUCGGGCCAAACAUCCUCCGAGCCAAAGCUGAAGACCCGCAAAGCAUCAUGGGAGGUGCAGCACUGGUCAAGGUGCUGAUGUUGGAGCUGAUCAGAGAGCACGAGUCUCUGUUUGCCAAAGUCCCCACAGCUGCCUCCGCCCGUCCACCUGGAGGGUUGCGUGCAUCACCAAGUGCUCUGAGGCAGCCUCAUCUCCACCCGCCGCCCUGCCUCCGCCAGCUGUCUAUGCCUCUCAUCGUGGAGCGCUCCAGAGAGACCGCCGCAGACGAACAGAACCGCAGCUGCGCCUACUCUGCUUCCGCCAAAUCAGACUUGUCCUCUGGCCAGAAGAGACUCCUCGGCCAUCGCUACACCUCCUCCCACCCAGAGAACUGCUUCCACCCCCUGCCCUCCUCCAGUCAGCCUCUUCAGCACCACUCUGACAGACACAAUGUAGAUUAUCACCAGCGCCACGCUGGCCAAGGACCAUCCUCUGCAAACAUCCAAGCCUCUACAACCAGCCUGGAGCUACAACAUCCACUGCCAGACAGCUCCAAGCCCAGAGUGAUGCUCAUGAGCUGGGUAAAGGCCUGGCCUGGCCCAGUAGAGGCAGGCGCUGGUUUCUGGAGCUCCAGUGCUGCAGAGGAAGAGGGUGCAGCACCAGGAGCAGCCAGCGGGGGCAGCAGUGAGGGUCAGGAGGACAGCAACCUUUCUGCCUACGACAACCUGGACAGACCAUCUCCACGUCAGAGGUUGGAGGAAGUUACCGGUGGACAUUUUGAAACCAAUGAUCCGGGGGGUCAUAUUGGAUGUUGUGAAGAGGAGGUGGAGCUAGAGGAGGCGGGGCAGACAAGGCGCUCCUCCUCUUCAUGGUCUUCCUGCGAGGUUCUACCAUUGGACGAGAGCAGUAAUGCUGUGGUUAGCCCUGACAUGUCGCCAAAGAGACCUAAAAGGUCGCCUUCAGGUCAGGUAGCAGAAGAGGAAAACAGUGAUGAUGACGAUCAAGAAGACAACAAUGAAGACAAUGAUGAUGAUGAUGAUGACGUCCACCACCCUAACUCCCCAGCCUCCGGUUCUGUACUCAGUGACAGCCCUCUCAGUACGGGCAGCUCGGAGGUGUUCCUCCCCUCUGCUCCUCCAGACCUCCAGGGGCCUGAGCCUCAAUCACAACCCAGAGAUGCUCACUCACUCCUGGCCAAGCUGCGGCAUCAGAUGGCCCAGCAGAGGGCCGAGUACCAGGCCAGGAUACAGAGGUUGGAGCGCUGCAAUGAUGUCCUGGAGCGGCAGGUUGCCGUACUGCGGGUCGGACUAGAGCAGCAGAGGCGCAGCCGCAGCGUCGCCGAGAUCAAGAUCCGUAACAUGGAGCGAGCCAAAGAGGACGCCGACCAACGCAACAGCACGCUGCAGAGAGAGAUGGAGCUGUUCUUCCAGAUGUACGGAGAUAUCAAAAGAAGAGGAGGGGAUGAAGGCGGAAGAGGAGGAGGGAGUCUCUGAACAUGGAUAGAAAGAUGAAGGGUAUGGAUAGGUCGGACAGGAAUGGAGGGUUUGGGCUUCUGGCCGUGAGCUGAAUGCAGCAUCAUGUCCUUUUGACUUUGCUCUGAUAAAUAGCAGGACUUGUUGGGAAUGAAACAAACAAUCAAAUGUUAUUAUUCAAGCAAACUUUAAGCUACAGAUCUGAAUCAACUGGACAUUUUUCCUCACUGGCUACACACUGUUUUUCCACUUUAACAAAGACACAUUGACUGGAUGCUGUAUGAAAUGAGUAGUGAGACUGACUGCACUCCAACAGAAGCAGGGUGAAGACGUUUCUGUUUUUACAAACAUAAAGAGAGUCCUGUUCACUCUGCAUGAAGAUGCUUUUGCAAUAAAACACUCUCACGCUUUACUUGAAAAAUAAACUCAGUAUAAAUCAGUGAAUCUUUUCAGUGUAUUUGUCAGUUUUGAACAUGAUGUGUCCGGUGGGGCUGGUUGACUUUAAGACCCCAGAUUAUCUGCUGUAAUUGGUAUUAAUCACUGAGGCCUGCUGGGAAAUACAAUUGGACUAAUUUCGGUUUUUGUUUGUCCUCCAAAUUCUGUUAAAUUUGACAGUUCAGGUUUGUUAGGAAGCUCCCCUUUGACUGAUAAUGGAGGAGCAACAAGCCAAUAUCAGCCAAUCAG
Molecule: messenger RNA, 2784 nt
Organism: Sebastes umbrosus (honeycomb rockfish)
Lineage: Eukaryota; Metazoa; Chordata; Actinopteri; Perciformes; Sebastidae
Product: rho GTPase-activating protein 22
Exons: 9
Coding region: 1-2121 (706 amino acids)
Biological process (GO): wound healing, spreading of epidermal cells; negative regulation of ruffle assembly; negative regulation of Rac protein signal transduction
Cellular component (GO): focal adhesion
Molecular function (GO): GTPase activator activity
Source: RefSeq, a predicted model, not a curated record